UUUGAUCGAUGUGGUGCAUUCUAUUAGCUAUUUAAAUUUGACGCUACAAAAUAUAACUUUUUAUAUUUCCGGUACUUUGUGUCAUAAGAAUUGAGAUCAUGUUACUUAAAGGAAGGAUAUUAACAUUGAAACCUUUCACCUCACCUACAUCGAUGCGGUUUACUGCCACUGUUAGCAAUCCUAAGACCGCUAUUCUUAUGUUAAAUAUGGGCGGACCACAGCAUACGGAUCAAGUACCUGAGUUCUUGUUACGAAUUAUGACUGAUCGAGAUAUGAUCCAGUUGCCUGUGCAAAGCCGUUUAGGCCCUUGGAUUGCUCAGCGCCGAACACCCGAGGUACAGAAAAAGUAUAAAGAAAUUGGUGGUGGUUCACCUAUUCUUAAAUGGACGGAGUUACAAGGUGAAUUAAUGUGUAAAGAUUUGGAUCGUAUUUCCCCGGAAACCGCGCCGCACAAACAUUACGUGGGGUUUCGCUGUGUUAGCCCACUAACUGAAGAUGCACUGAAGCAAAUUGAAAAGGAAGCCCCCGAAAGAGUAGUAUUGUUUUCCCAAUAUCCGCAAUAUAGUUGUGCAACCUCUGGAUCCAGUUUUAAUUCGAUUUUUUACCACUACCGCCAACAUUCCCUUCCAAAGAAUUUAAAAUUCAGCGUAAUUGACCGUUGGUCGACACAUCCUCUUUUGAUAAAAACAUUCGCUGAACGCAUACGUGAAGAGUUAAAUAAAUUUUGUGAGACAAAACGCAAAGACGUCGUUAUACUCUUCACAGCACAUUCGCUGCCAUUGAAAGUUGUGAAUCGGGGUGAUCCAUAUCCCUCCGAAGUUGGAGCUAGUGUGCAUUUAGUCAUGCAAGAACUAGGGAAAUCGAAUCCUUAUAUAUUGGCCUGGCAAUCGAAAGUGGGGCCCUUUCCCUGGCUUGCGCCAUCUACUCGUGAUACUUUAAAAGGUUAUGUAAAACAAGGACUCAAAAAAUUUAUUUUGGUUCCAAUCGCGUUUGUAAAUGAGCAUAUUGAGACGUUGCAUGAGCUGGACAUCGAAUAUUGUGAUGAAUUGGCUAAAGAGGUGGGUGUUGAGGAAAUAAGACGUGCCGCUGCACCAAACGAUCAUCCACUUUUCAUCAAAGCGUUAAGUUCAAUUGUAGCAGAGCAUUUAAAGGAUGAGAAACCGGUGAACCCUAAAUUUUUGAUGCGCUGUCCAAUGUGUGUUAAUUCACGUUGCAUGGAAAGUAAAAAUUGGUAUAGACAUAUUUGUGCUUAAUCAACGUACAUGCUUAGGUGCAUUUGAAACGAUAUAACAAAUGCAUAUCGGAUUUUUAAGGAGUGUCUCAUUAUUGGUAUAAGGGAAUAUUUAAAUUGUCUUCAAAUACUUAGUUAUUGUUGAUUUUGAAAAGGUUAUAAAAUAUUUUAGAAUGAUGUUACGAAUAUAAACAAAUUGUUUUAAGCAAAGUGGAAACACAUGUAAUUUAAGGCGGCUCUACGCCAGCGUUGCCAAUAUAUGUUCAUUUAUACCAGUUGCUCCAUCCAUUCGCCACUUGCAACCGCUUAGCGAAAAUAAGAGGCCUUUUGUAAAAUAGUGAAUUAUAUCAGUUGUAUGAGGUAUAACCAUACUCGCAUACUCGGUGAACCUUGUUCGAUACAUAUGUUGUUGCUUUCGCAUGCUUAAAAUUACAUGUAUGUAAAAUGUAUUCAUAUAUGUCCACAAAACGAAAUAAAAGUAAAAGGCAAAAAGGAUGUAAAAGGCUUUGGAAAGUU
Messenger RNA from Anastrepha ludens (Mexican fruit fly), 1747 nucleotides. RefSeq names its product ferrochelatase, mitochondrial-like. Gene Ontology annotation, molecular function: protoporphyrin ferrochelatase activity. NCBI's taxonomy places the organism in Eukaryota, Metazoa, Arthropoda, Insecta, Diptera, Tephritidae. The transcript has 6 exons. Bases 99 to 1253 code for a protein of 384 amino acids. The record is from RefSeq and is a predicted model, not a curated record. Gene Ontology annotation, biological process: heme biosynthetic process.